Molecule: messenger RNA, 1351 nt
Organism: Cryptotermes secundus
Lineage: Eukaryota; Metazoa; Arthropoda; Insecta; Blattodea; Kalotermitidae
Exons: 2
Coding region: 245-1342 (365 amino acids)
Molecular function (GO): catalytic activity
Source: RefSeq, a predicted model, not a curated record
GCAAUUUUCAGGUUACCUCUUCUCCUGUUGCUAGUUAUUCCACUCCCCUAACUAUUUCAGAUAAUCAGAAUCUAACAACUAAUGAAACUAUUUUGGACAGGUUAGCCAGUACUCCCCGUUUAGAUAAAGAAAGUUUAACUAGUUGUACUGUAAAUGGCAACAUAAAAGUAGGUAAUCCUAGCAUAUUGAAGACUAGAACUUCUAGUAGAAUCAAAAAAGCCCCUGUGACAAAAAAAGAUUUUUUAUGGUAAAGUCAACCUCUAGAUCACAGACAGGUAAAUCCAUUCCUUCGUUGAAUAAAGAUGUAAGUGCUAAUCAAUCAGCUGUAAGGAACACUAUCAAAUUGAAUAAUGCUAAACCACCUUAUGAUACUGUUCAUAAGAACCAUAUUCAUCCUUCUAACAAAUUAUUACAGAAUCAUUAUAAUACAAAUAAACUAACAAUUCUUCAUCAAAAUAUACGAGGAAUUAUUAAUAAAGUUGAUGAAUUCUUAAAUUCAUUAUCUCUUAAUGCACCUCAAAUUAUCUGCUUAUCGGAACACCACUUGAAAACUGAUGAAAUAAGUGAAGUAAAUUUUGAUCACUAUACUGUCGGUACUUCCUAUUGUAGACAAACAUACAGUCAUGGAGGUGUGUGUGUUCUUGUUCAUAAGAAUAUCCAAUUUAAUACUAUUAAUCUAGACCAAUUUAACAAAGAGAAGGACCUUGAAAUUUGUGCUUUGAAGUUAAACGUAGCUUCCAACAACUUCACUAUUAUUUGUAUUUAUAGAUCUCCAACCGGCAACUUCUCAUACUUUUUAAAUCAGUUGGAAUUAAUUCUGAACAAAGUACACAAAACAUCAAGUGAAUUAAUUUUAUGUGGUGAUCUCAAUAUAAACUAUCUUAAUGACAGUUCUAGGAAAGAUCUCUUAGAUUCUCUUUUAGCCUCUUUUAAUCUCUUCAGUACGAUUAACUUUCCUACCAGAAUCUCUAAUAACUCUUGCACCUUAAUAGAUAAUAUCUAUAUCAAUACUCAUCGGCAUGAAUAUUCCGUGCACCCUGUUAUUAAUGGUCUAUCAGACCAUGAUGCUCAGGCUAUUACCUUAAAUAAUAUCUCCAUUCCUGUCCCUAAACAUGUAUCCACCUAUACGAGAAACAUUAACAACUACUCGAUAAGUCAGUUUACAUGUCUGUUAAGUUAUGAAAAUUGGGAAGAUGUUUUUCUUGAAACCAAUGUCAAUGUAAUUUUUAAUAAUUUUCUCAACACAUUUCUAAGAAUCUUCUAUUCAUGUUUUCCUGUGAAAAAAUCCCAGUACUCUUAUAAACAAAAACUAUGGCUAACUACUGGUAUUAGAAUUUCAUGAGCAAAUAAA